AUGGCUACAGAUUUCUUCUGGUCUUACACCGAUGAACCUCACGCUUCGAGAAGACGUCAGAUUCUCUCUCGUUACCCUCAGAUUAGAGAACUAUUUGGUCCUGAUCCAUGGGCGUUCCUCAAGAUAACAUUAGUCGUUACACUUCAACUCUCAGCAGCUGCAAUCCUACACGACUCAGGAUGGCUCAAGAUUCUAACCAUUGCUUACUUCUUUGGAUCAUUCCUCAACCACAAUCUCUUCUUAGCAAUCCACGAGCUAAGUCACAACCUCGCUUUCUCAACUCCGGUUUACAAUCGCUGGCUCGGUAUUUUCGCAAACCUCCCAAUCGGCGUACCGAUGUCGGUAACAUUCCAAAAAUACCAUCUCGAGCAUCACCGGUUCCAAGGAGUAGACGGUAUAGACAUGGACGUACCAACUUACACGGAAGCUCAUUUAGUAACCAAUAUAUUCGCCAAAACCAUUUGGGUCUUGCUACAACUCUUCUUCUACGCUCUUAGACCGUUGUUCAUCAAACCGAAACCACCCGGUUAUUGGGAAUUCGUCAACUUCUUUAUUCAGAUCGGUUUAGAUGUAUCAAUGGUUCUCUUCUUCGGAUGGAGAUCUUUGGCUUAUCUAAUCUUAUCGACCUUUGUUGGAGGAGGAAUGCAUCCAAUGGCUGGACAUUUUAUCUCGGAGCAUUAUGUGUUUAACCCGAACCAAGAGACUUACUCGUAUUACGGUCCAUUGAAUCUACUUACGUGGAGCGUUGGUUACCAUAACGAGCACCACGAUUUUCCGAGGAUACCGGGACAUAAGCUGCAUAAGGUGAAGGAGAUUGCAGGAGAGUAUUAUGAAGGAUUAGAGUCGUAUAAGUCAUGGUCACAAGUGAUUUAUAUGUAUAUUAUGGAUACAACAGUUGGACCUUUUAGCAGAAUGAAGAGGAAGCUCUCUACACAUAAGUCUGAUUAG
Thlaspi arvense is the source of this 948-nucleotide messenger RNA. The record is from the annotation of a GenBank genome assembly. Lineage: Eukaryota; Viridiplantae; Streptophyta; Magnoliopsida; Brassicales; Brassicaceae.